AUAGGAGAGCAGGGAGCGCUAUUUGAAUCGGUGCAGGAGCAGCGCUGUGUUUGGCGGCUCGUUGUUUGGUUGUAUCAGCGGUAGCAGCGAUUUCUCUCAAAUCAUCGGAUCGGUUCUGAGCUUUUUUAAUCGUGGUGCUUGUGUUUAAAACCCGUUCUCAUGGAAGUUUCAGUUCCUCACCGUAAUGCAGAGAACCCAGCGCCACACAAUGGCAAGGCGGGUGAUAUAAAGGUUGGGGCUUUGAGGGCUGUCCUGGGAGAGCUCUCAAACUUUGCUGCCAAGCCUGCAAAGACCACGAAGGGUAUGAAGUCAGCAGCUCAGCCAGCUGCUGUGCAACCUAAACGUGUCCCAGUGGUGCCCGAGAUCCGUCCUCCUGCUUCGGUUGUUCCACCGUUUCAGGCCGGUGUCUCCAUGAAGAUGGAAGAGGAGCUGUGUCGGGCUUUUUCUGAGUCGCUCUGUCCCAUCGAGGACAUCGAUAAAGAUGACGCUGAUAUCCCACAGCUGUGCGCGGAGUAUGUAAAGGACAUCUAUGUGUACCUUCGCAGCCUUGAGGCUCAGCAGGCGAUCAGACCCAAGUACAUGGAAGGUUAUGAGAUUAAUGAACGUAUGCGAGCUCUUCUGGUGGACUGGCUCAUUCAGGUGCACUUGAGGUUCCAGCUGCUCCAGGAGACUCUGUACAUGACCGUGGCCAUCCUUGAUCGCUUUCUCCAGGUUCAGCCGGUGUCUAGAAGGAAACUGCAGCUGGUGGGGGUCACUGCUAUGUUGCUUGCCUCAAAGUAUGAAGAAAUGUAUGUUCCUGAGAUUGGAGACUUCGCCUACAUCACAGAUGACGCCUUCACCAAACCUCAGAUCCGUGAAAUGGAAAUGCUGAUUCUGAGGGAACUGAACUUUGAACUUGGACGCCCCUUGCCUCUUCACUUCCUCAGGAGGGCUUCAAAAGCUGGAAAUGCCGACACUGAGAAGCACACGCUUGCUAAGUAUUUCCUUGAACUGACCCUGUUGGAUUAUGACAUGGUCCACUACCAUCCAUCAGAAACUGGAGCAGCUGCUCUCUGCCUCUCUCAGCUCGUCCUUGAUGGACAGAAAUGGUCUCCAACACAGGAACACUACACAACAUACAGUGAGGCCCACCUGAAGCCCAUCAUGAGACACAUGGCCAAAAAUGUGGUCAAGGUUAACGAGGGCCUCACCAAAUACGUGGUGGUGAAGAAGAAAUAUUCCAGCAGCAGGUUGAUGAAGGUGAGCCUGAUGCCCCAGCUGAAAUCUGCUGUGGUUAAGGACCUCGCUGCUCCUCUGCUGAACUCAUGAGCUUCCUCAAAGAAUGACAAAUGACAAUACAAAUCUGCACUUUACUUCUGAUCAGCUGUUGGAGAUGGGCUUUUAACUACAUUUGUGUAUCUGUGUGUAUGUAUAAAUAAAUGCCUUUUACCUUUUGAUAUUUUAUGGA
This is a messenger RNA of Trichomycterus rosablanca, 1447 nucleotides long. It is a transcript of the gene ccnb2, whose product is annotated as cyclin B2. Gene Ontology annotation, cellular component: nucleus; cytoplasm; cyclin-dependent protein kinase holoenzyme complex. Gene Ontology annotation, biological process: regulation of cyclin-dependent protein serine/threonine kinase activity; mitotic cell cycle phase transition. Gene Ontology annotation, molecular function: cyclin-dependent protein serine/threonine kinase regulator activity. The coding region runs from base 160 to 1308 and encodes 382 amino acids. The transcript has 8 exons. NCBI's taxonomy places the organism in Eukaryota, Metazoa, Chordata, Actinopteri, Siluriformes, Trichomycteridae. The record is from RefSeq and is a predicted model, not a curated record.